This is a messenger RNA of Fraxinus pennsylvanica, 1968 nucleotides long. The record is from the annotation of a GenBank genome assembly. Lineage: Eukaryota; Viridiplantae; Streptophyta; Magnoliopsida; Lamiales; Oleaceae.
AUGUCUACACCAACUUUAAGUGCAGCUGAUAAAGAGAAGAUUACCAAGCUUCAAUCUGCUGUUUCUGGUCUCAAUCAAAUCAGUGAAAAUGAGAAGGUUGGAUUCGUCAACCUCGUUACUCGCUAUCUCAGCGGUGAAGCUCAACAUGUUGAAUGGAGUAAGAUCCAGACACCAACUGAUGAGGUGGUCGUACCCUAUGAUACCUUAACACCUGUACCUGAAGAUCCUGCAGAGACUAAAAAACUGUUAGACAAACUUGUGGUGUUAAAGCUUAACGGAGGCUUAGGGACAACAAUGGGAUGCACUGGCCCAAAGUCUGUCAUCGAAGUUCGUAAUGGUUUGACAUUUCUGGACUUAAUUGUGAUCCAAAUUGAGACUCUCAACAAGAAGUAUGGAUGCAGUGUUCCCCUGCUUUUAAUGAACUCUUUCAAUACUCAUGAUGAUACAUUGAAGAUUGUAGAAAAAUAUGCCAAAUCAGACAUUGAGAUCCAUACAUUUAACCAGAGUCAGUACCCUCGUUUAGCUGUUGACAAUUUCACUCCACUUCCAUGCAUAAAAGACGCUGGCAAGGAUGGAUGGUAUCCCCCUGGUCACGGCGAUGUGUUCCCAUCUUUGGUGAAUAGUGGGAAGCUUGAAGCAUUAUUAUCGCAGGGCAAAGAAUAUGUCUUUGUUGCAAAUUCCGAUAACUUGGGCGCUGUUGUUGACUUGAACAUUUUAAAUCACUUGAUCAACAAGAAGAAUGAAUACUGCAUGGAGCUGCUUGAAAUAGCACAAGUUCCUGAUGAACAUGUUAAUGAAUUUAAGUCGAUAGAGAAGUUCAAAAUUUUCAACACAAACAACUUGUGGGUGAACCUGAAUGCAAUCAAAAGACUUGUGCAAGCAGAUGCACUGAAGAUGGAGAUCAUUCCCAACCCAAAGGAAGUGGAUGGAAUCAAAGUUCUUCAACUUGAAACCGCUGCUGGUGCAGCAAUAAAGUUCUUCGAUCGUGCUAUUGGCAUCAAUGUUCCCCGUUCUCGAUUCCUUCCGGUGAAAGCGACUUCAGAUCUGCUUCUAGUCCAAAUCGUAGAAAAAUAUGCCAAAUCAGACAUUGAGAUCCAUACAUUUAACCAGAGUCAGUACCCUCGUUUAGCUGUUGACAAUUUCACUCCACUUCCAUGCAUAAAAGACGCUGGCAAGGAUGGAUGGUAUCCCCCUGGUCACGGCGAUGUGUUCCCAUCUUUGGUGAAUAGUGGGAAGCUUGAAGCUUUAUUAUCGCAGGGCAAAGAAUAUGUCUUUGUUGCGAAUUCCGAUAACUUGGGCGCUGUUGUUGAUUUGAACAUUUUAAAUCACUUGAUCAACAACAAGAAUGAAUACUGCAUGGAGCUGCUUGAAAUAGCACAAGUUCCUGAUGAACAUGUUAAUGAAUUUAAGUCGAUAGAGAAGUUCAAAAUUUUCAACACAAACAACUUGUGGGUGAACCUGAAUGCAAUCAAAAGACUUGUACAAGCAGAUGCACUGAAGAUGGAGAUCAUUCCCAACCCAAAGGAAGUGGAUGGAAUCAGAGUUCUUCAACUUGAAACCGCUGCUGGUGCAGCAAUAAAGUUCUUCGAUCGUGCUAUUGGCAUCAAUGUUCCCCGUUCUCGAUUCCUUCCAGUGAAAGCGACUUCAGAUCUGCUUCUAGUCCAAUCGGAUCUUUACACCUUAUCUGAUGGCUUUGUGACCCGGAACCCAGCAAGGACCAAUCCAGCCAAUCCUUCUAUUGAAUUGGGUCCUGAAUUUAAGAAGGUUGCCAACUUCUUAAGUCGAUUUAAGACUAUCCCAAGUAUCAUUGAGCUGGAUAGCUUGAAGGUGACUGGUGAUGUAUGGUUUGGAUCUGGCAUUACUUUGAAGGGUAAAGUGAUCAUUGCUGCGAAACCUGGUGUGAAGUUAGAAAUCCCCAAUGGAGCUGUAAUUGCUAACAAGGAGAUCAAUGGCCCACAGGACAUAUAA